Messenger RNA from Bombina bombina (fire-bellied toad), 924 nucleotides. Its product is annotated as transcription factor HES-5-like. Gene Ontology annotation, molecular function: protein dimerization activity; RNA polymerase II cis-regulatory region sequence-specific DNA binding; DNA-binding transcription factor activity, RNA polymerase II-specific. Bases 289 to 669 code for a protein of 126 amino acids. The record is from RefSeq and is a predicted model, not a curated record. Gene Ontology annotation, cellular component: nucleus. Lineage: Eukaryota; Metazoa; Chordata; Amphibia; Anura; Bombinatoridae. The transcript is spliced from 3 exons. Gene Ontology annotation, biological process: regulation of transcription by RNA polymerase II; regulation of neurogenesis; anterior/posterior pattern specification.
CUCUGCUGUAUAAUACAAAACAACAUUAUAAUAUACAUUAUUAUUUUUGCCUGAUUUUGCUGUACAAUACUCCUGAAAUGUUUGCUUCUUCCACUGUUUCCACAGAGGCUGUGUACCUCCGCUGUACAAACCUGGUCCUGCAGCAUUCUGCACAGUGAUUUUAAAGCUUAGUCCCAGACUCCCAGCAAAUUAUGCAUUGAAAAUGAAUUUCACCAGCCUUUUCAAGAGGUGUAUCUCUGAACGGCUCUUGAUUUGCAAAACCUUCUAAGGAAGCCAGUGAUUGAGAAGAUGAGGAGAGAUCGUAUUAACAGCAGCAUUGAGCAGCUCAGGAUAUUGCUGGAGAAAGAGUUUCAGAAACAGCAACUUCCAUCCAAACCAGAGAAGGCUGAUAUCUUGGAGAUGACAGUGAGCUUCCUGCAACAGUAUCUGGCUGCUAAAUCACCAUCACCCAGCCAGUCCUACAGAGAAGGUCACUCUAGAUGUCUCCAGGACUCUCUGCACUUCCUCUCCCUGCAGCCACAAUCAGAAGCUCAGCUGAAGCUGUUGCAUCAUAUCCAGGGACCUCAUUGUGCUCUAGAAGUGACACAUGCCCUAGUUCUGCCCUCCUGUGACCCUCACACCAAACAAACAACUCUAAAGGGAACCAAAGUUCUAUGGAGACCCUGGUAACAGAGAGGUGUUACCUGGGAGAUGAUUUGUCGUGAAACUAGGGAACUACUUAUAUUUUAUUGUGUUCAUCAUUGGAGUUUACUGGUUCAUCUCAAAACAAGGACUCAGACUGUAUUUGAAUCUUGCAUUUGUGAGAUAAUUACCCCAUAAAGUGGGGGGGGGGGACUAUGUGUAUCUAAUGAUUAGGUCAUGAGUACAUUGCAUAGGGCAAUUUAUAUUAGCAAGGAAUCUUUCUUAUAUUAUGUUUAGCUGAAU